AUGAAUAAUAAAUGUGAAUUAAUUAUCUAAGAGAGUGGAUUAGAAAUGGAAAGAAGCCUUGAUCAUUCAAUCAUAAGAAGUCCUUAGGCUGAACAAUUAAUAAGUUCAUCAAAUAAAUAAACUUUAUUGAAAUUUGAUAGUUCAUUUGCUUAAGAGUCAUUCUAAAAAAGAAAAGACUCUUUAUCAUCUUAGAAUCUAUCAGAUAAGAAUUAAAUGAUUACUACAAUAAUUAGAUAAAAACAAUUUUCAAAAUUACUUAUUUAUUGCCAUUCUAUGAAAUUUGCCAAUAGACUAAUUUCACUCAUAAAACCAUGUUCAAAGUUUUCAAUUGAAUAAUUUAAUAUGAUUAAUGAUAAGGCAUCAUUUUUCAAUAAUAAUCUAUAAACAAAAAAAUAAACUACUAAACAUUUUGUUUAACAAAAUUUAAGAGAUAUUGAUUUUUAAUUUAGAUGGCGUUUAUAAUUAAGAAAAUUUAAAAAAAGAUUAGUUGAAUAUCUUCAUUAUCAAUAUUAAUAAAUACCAUUAAUAGAACCUGAAAGUUAAAAACUAUUUAUUUGGGAUAUAUUAUUGAAUUUAAUAAGAAUUUAUUUGAUAAUUUGGAUUCCAAUAAUAAUGGUAUUUUAAAAUCAACAAUUAGAAUAUAAUAAUAGAAUAAUGAUUCUCUUUUCAAGUAUUCUAUUAUUAAUAGAUCUAUUUUUAAGGUGUAUUACAAUUGUAUAUGAUAAAGGAUAUCCUGUUGAUAAUCGCUAUCUGUUAAUUAAAAGAUAAAUAAAAUUAAGUAAUUUAUUUGAAGUUUGUAGUAUAUUUAUUGGAAUUUAUUUAUCAAUUAGAUUUAGUGAUCCUGAAUUUAAUUAUUCAAUUUUGGAUGAAAAUGGUUGGAUUAAAUUACUUUUAAUAUUAUUUUUGAUAUAAAUUAAGAAUGUAGUUAAAUUUAUGAACAAUAUAUAAUAUUACUAUAAACCUAAUAAGGAAAUGUCAUCUGUUAUAGAUUUAAUAAAAUUAGUAGGAUUAAUUCUAUUAAUAUAACAUUUAUGUUCAUGUGUAUGGUAUAAAUAAUAAUAAAAUUAGGUUAAUUAUUGGAAUGAAUUAAUUAACAUAACAUCAUUAAAGUUGGAUUUAUAAAGUAUUUCUUGAAAGUUGGGAAGUACAAUAUUUAGAAGCAUUUUAUUUUAUGAGUGUAACCAUGUUUACUGUUGGAUAUGGUGAUAUUAAUCCAUAGAAUUCAUUAGAGAAAGUGUUUUGUAUUUGUUAUAUGUUUUUAUCUACUUUGUAAUUAUCUUAUUCUGUAAAUACUAUUGGAGCAAUCCUUACUUUACUUAAAGAGAAGAAUGAGAUAUUCAGAUAGAAGAUGACUUGCAUGAAUGAAUUUUUAAAGGAUAAGAAUAUCAGUUAGUAAUUGCAAUAUAAGUAAUCUUAUAAUAUAUUUAAGGAUUAGAGAAUUUUGUACUUUCUAUUGGGAAUAAGACAUAAUUCAAAAGAAAAAUGAAUAAUAAUUAUUAAUAAAGGAAUUACCUGAUGAAUUAUAAUAUCAUCUUAAAUUAGAAUAGGCUAAAUAACUUGUAAAUAAAUGUACAUUUUUUAAGUAACAUUUUGCAAAAUCUACAAUUUAAUAUAUAAUUUAAAGAGUUUAGUUUACAUCUUAUUAACCAGGAACAAUAAUUUAAAUUACUCCAUCUAAUAAUGGAGUAUUUGUUAUUGAAAGAGGAAAUAUUGAAGUACUUUAAAAUAAAGUAUUUAUGAAAUAUUUAUGAUAGACUAAAAUCUCUGAUUUAAAAGACUUUGAUUAAUUUGGAUUUUAAGAAUAUAUAAAUAAUCAAUAUAAUCUUGAUAUUAUUUAUUAAACAACUACUUACACAAGUAUUUUAUGCAUCCCAUAUUAAAUUUUAAAUGAUGCUAUUAAAAAAAGUAAGAGUGACUUUGAAAAGAUUUAGAUUAAGAAAUAGAUUACCAAAUUUCAUUUUUGUUAUAUAUGUAAAAGUACAAAACAUUCAAUUGAAUAAUGCAAAUUAGUACAUUAUGUUGCAGAUAAAGAGAAAUCAAUUAAGACUUAUUUAUUAGUUGAUAAUCAACCAAGAAUUAAAAUUAAAAGAUCAAAUAGAUUUUAAAAAUUUCAGACUUUGAUUCAAUAAGUAUGUUUAGAUGCAUCUUGUAAAUUAAUCUAAUAGGAAUAUGAAAGAGAAAUUGAAUAAUAUUUCCCAGAACUUACUUAUGAAGCAUUAAUAAAACCAUUAAAUUCUAGUUAAAAAAUAUUUGAAUCUCCAAAAGAUAAUGAAGUAUAUCGACCAUAGAAAUAAAAUUAUUUACUUGAAACUAUAAAAACUAGUUAAGUAAGAACUUAUGAUAAAUUUUGUAAUAAUCUCUCAUUAACAUUUCGUAAUCAAGAUAUCUCACCAUUUAUUAAAGAACCUGAUAUAUUAAAAGAACUUUAAUUAAAAAUGAUCAAUAUACAAAAAUACCCUUAAAAAUAAUAAAAAGAAUUAUUUAUUUUAUAUAAAACUCUUGAAAAUUAGAGUUAAGCAGAUAUAGGAAUAGGAAAUUUUGAGAAAGUUAUAAAAUUCACAAAAUUUGAUAGAUUUUGGAAUAUUAGUAAUGUUAUUGAAUAAUUAAAUUGCAAAUAUGAACAUUCAAGACUUUAUUUAGAUAUCAUCAAAAGAUUAAGUAAAUAUUUACUCUUUCCUCUUGAAUUUAUUUAUCUAUUUAAAAAAGAUUUAUUAAAAUAAAGAGCUGAAAGUUAUCAAAAUAGAAAGAUUAAAGAUUCUGAUGAUGAAAAAAGUGAUAAUAAAUAAAUCAGUAAUAAUUAAAUUUAUUUAAGGUCCAUUUAGAAAAUUUGAAAGAAGAAAAGCACUAAUUUAUCCAAAAUCUCUUACUUUUAAAUGA
Paramecium pentaurelia is the source of this 2877-nucleotide messenger RNA. The record is from the annotation of a GenBank genome assembly. Lineage: Eukaryota; Ciliophora; Oligohymenophorea; Peniculida; Parameciidae.